AUGAGCCUUGCCAAUAAGAGUGAGCUUCUUUGCGUCACCGAGCAAAUCCACUUGCACGCCAAGAACCUCGUUGAAUACCUGUCGAGGGAGUCCAUCAGCCCCCCGAGUCUCGAUGUUGGUGCGCGUACCAAGCUCUGGACUACGCACACGGGGCCCAUUGAAGAGCUUCGAUCGGCUAUCAAUGGUCUGACUCAACAAUUGGACAAGCUACUGCAGGGUCCCCAUGGCUUUCUGCAUGAAUACGUGUCGACAAAUUGGGAAUUUGGCGCCCUGUACACCCUGCUUGAAUAUGGAGUGUUGGAGACUAUUCCUCUCCACGGGGUUGCCAACAUUGGUGAACUCGCCGAGCAGGCAGCCUUGCCUGCGGACAAACUGCUACGCAUCUGUCGACUUGCCGCCUGUUCCGGUAUCCUCAAGGAGGUCGACGAUGGCGUGUUCGCACAUACAGCCGUUUCGGAAGAGUUGGUGACAGACGAGGGAUUCAAGUCCUUUAUCGCGUUCCAAUGGGGCAAGUCCAUGUACGAGUGGCAUGCUCAACAUCCGGAAAAGGGCCAACGCUUCGCCAAGGCCAUGGAGAGCGUCUCGAAGGCACUCGACCCAGGCAAUGGCAUGAUAAUGGACUGGUUCCGUGGCCGACCCAACCUUUGCGAGGACCAAGGAUGUCUAGUUGUGGAUGUCGCUGGAAAGACAGGUUCCUUUGCCGUGGAUCUCGCCGAUGCUUUUCCAAAUCUCCAUGUCCAAGUGCAGGAUCCGUCUGCCACUGCUUUGAGCAAAGGCAAGGAAAUCCUCCGGGAAGACCUCUCGGAGAGAGUGACAUUCCACCAGCGGGAACUGUUCUUGACUCGUUCUAUUACGGAGCACACCAAAAGCGGUCAUGACGGCACUGCACCUCUUGUGUUCCUUGUGCGCAGCGCAAUGUGGUGUCACGACGAUGAUAGCUGCGUCAAGCUGCUAAGGAGCUUUAUUCCUGUGCUCGAGUCCCCUGGUCACCCGACGCUUCUCGUCUGCGACUUGGUCUCGCCAGCCUGGGGAACGUUUGAGCCUCAUGUAGAGAGGGCAUUCCGAAGACGGGAUGUAACACUCAUGACGAUGCACAACGCGAAGCAACGAACAUCAACUGAAUGGAUGGCAUUGUUGAAAGAAGCAUGUCCAAAUUUCAAGGUGGAAUACUCCGAGCAGUAUAGUUCGCACAGCUGCCGUGGAUUGUGGCAGAUACAGCUUGCUGGCGAGUGA
This is a messenger RNA of Metarhizium album ARSEF 1941, 1233 nucleotides long. RefSeq names its product O-methyltransferase, family 2. The record is from RefSeq and is a predicted model, not a curated record. NCBI's taxonomy places the organism in Eukaryota, Fungi, Ascomycota, Sordariomycetes, Hypocreales, Clavicipitaceae. Gene Ontology annotation, molecular function: O-methyltransferase activity. The coding region runs from base 1 to 1233 and encodes 410 amino acids. The transcript is spliced from 3 exons.